AUGGGAAGGACAGUCGAAGUUGACGAGUUCCCUUCUUAUGUGAAUGCAGAAAUGGCAAAAGAAUUCCUGGAGAAAUAUACGGGCAAGGGAACUGUGUACGCACUAUUGAUCAAGAAAAAGAAAGCAUACGCACCACUAAAAAUGUUAAAGUUCAAAAGAAAAGGGACGAAUCCUAGAGUUUUUGCAAAAGUGCAAUUCAUAAGCAAAGAAGAUGCGUCUUCUUUGAUUAAUAAACAGCUCAAUUAUGAUGGCAAGUCAUAUUUAAAAGUUACGGAUUUGGCGCUUGAUAUUGUGCCAAACUCAAGGUUGCCAUUAAGGGUUUCAGUAUUCCGUUCACAGGCCACUGCUCUGUACUUCGGCGACCAGGUUUCUGAUAAUUGUUUUCUUUCGAAUUGGAAGGGGCACAAUGUGAUAGUAGAUUUCGAGUUUGGAUUUCGGAGAUUAAGCUUUCUUUUAUCUUAUCUUCACGUGGACUAUAAGCUUGAACUUACAUAUGAGAGCAUUUGGCGGAUCCAUUUACAUCGCUCAGAGAAUCGAAGUCCGCAGAUGCUCCUAAUUCAGAUGUUUGCAGCUCCGAAGGUUUACAAGAAGUUUCUUUCCUCUUCAGAGGAUUCUGCUUUACAAUAUUACAAGGACACAUUUGAUGAUAAGUGGGUUCGGACCACAGACUUCACUCAAUCAUGUUGUAUUGGGCGGUCUUCUGCUAUAUGUUUGAAACUCCCAGAUGAUUGCCAUCUCCCAGAUUUCCGUGUAAACUUUCCCCAUUUCAAGGAAGAUAAAUAUUACUUCGCAUUGCAAGAGCAGCAGGGUGGUUCUAUUUUUUGUCAGAGUUCGGAUCUAGUUCCCAUUGUUGCAUCUCCUCAGGGACUUGAGAAUGAGUUGCCAUAUGAGAUCCUGUUCAGGGUUAGUUCCUUGGUCCAGCGUGGGUGUCUUCCGGGGCCAACUCUCGAUGCAGCUUUCUUUGAGAUGGUAGAUCCUAGGUAUAUACCUGCUGGUCACAUAGAGCGUGCCCUGGAAAAGCUUUAUCACUUGCGAGAAUGCUGUUAUGAGCCAGCAAAGUGGCUUGACGAGCAGUACUUAAGUUACUCAUUGUGGCCGAGAUAUCCUGGGUCCCCUGCUAUCUCCUUGGAUAAAGGACUGGUUAGUGUUCGCAAGGUUCAAGUAACCCCUUCGAAAGUAUACUUUUGUGGCCCAGAAGUAAUUAUUUCCAACAGGGUUCUGCGUCAUUUUCAUAGGCAUAUUGAUAACUUUAUCCGUAUAUCUUUUGUCGACGAAGACUGGGAGAAAUUACGUCCAGCUGAUUUAUCUUCUCGUUCAGACGAAACUGAAAUCCGCACAGCGCUUUACACAAGGGUACUCUCAACGUUGAGAAACGGAAUAGUGAUAGGUGAUAAGAAGUUCGAUUUUCUUGCCUUCUCGUCAAGUCAACUCCGGAAUAAUUCAGCCUGGAUGUUUGCUUCUGUUGGCAACCUUACUGCAGCUGGAAUUAGGGACUGGAUGGGUGAUUUUCGUGAGAUCAGAAAUGUGGCCAAGUAUGCUGCCAGAUUGGGUCAAUCUUUUGGCUCCUCGACAGAAACGUUGAAUGUUUACAGCCAUGAAGUGGAAAUCAUUCCUGAUAUAGAGAUUGAAAGCAAUGAAACCAAAUAUACUUUCUCUGAUGGAAUUGGAAAAAUCUCUUAUGCAUUUGCGCGUGAAGUGGCUAACAAGUGUGGCCUAGAAGGUUUUAGUACUCCAACUGCUUUCCAAGUUCGAUACGGCGGUUACAAAGGUGUUGUUGCUGUAGAUCCCAUGUCAAGAAAGAAGUUGUCUUUAAGGAAGAGCAUGCACAAGUUCAAGUCAAAGAAUACAACACUAGAUGUAUUAGCUUGGAGCAAGUAUCAGCCGUGUUUCCUCAAUCGUCAAGUGAUCACCCUUUUGUCUACACUUGGGGUCAGCGAUUCUGUAUUUGAGAAAAAACAAAAGGAAGUUACCGAGCAACUGGAUUUGAGUUUGACAGAUCCCUUAAGAGCGUAUGAAACACUUGCAAUCAUGUCCCCAGGAGAAAGCACAAAUAUUAUCAAGGAAAUGCUCUUGUGUGGAUACAUGCCUAAUCAAGAGCCAUUCCUAUCGAUGAUGCUCCAAACUUUUCGAGCAUCAAAGCUGCAUGAGCUGAGCACUAAAACACGGAUUUUUAUUCCAAAAGGGAGGUCUAUGAUUGGGUGUCUUGACGAAAGGGGAAUUUUAGAUUAUGGGCAGGUGUUUAUUCAAGUUUCCGCUGUUGGCAGCAAACAGUUUCAUGAAGAUUCAUUCUCUAACAAUAGUCUUAAAGGAUCAGAGGAGAACAAUUUUGUUGUGGUUGGGAAGGUAGUGGUUGCUAAGAAACCAUGCCUGCACCCUUGUGAUAUUCGUGUUUUGUGUGCGGUUGAUGUGCCAGCUCUGCACCAUACGGUGGAUUGUGUUGUUUUUCCUCAAAAAGGAAAAAGACCCCAUCCAAACGAGUGUUCCGGGAGCGAUUUGGACGGUGAUGUAUACUUUGUCUCAUGGGACCCUGAACUUAUUCCACCUCGACAAGUAGAGGCAAUGAAUUAUGCUGCAGCGCCUACAGUGCUCUUGGAUCAUGAUGUUAGAACUGAGGAGGUUGAACAGUUCUUCACCGACUACAUGAUAAAUGAUAAUUUGGGACUAAUUGGGAAUACCCACUUUGCCUUUGCCGACUUCAUGGCUGAGAGCUCCCAGUGCAAAGAGCUUGCUAAGCUAUUCUCAAUUGCUGUCGACUUCCCAAAAACUGGUGUACCUGCAGUAAUUCCUCCACAUCUACGUGUAGAUACAUAUCCCGACUUCAUGGAAAAGUUUGAUAAGCCCAGCUACAUAUCAGACCGAGUGAUCGGGAGAUUGUUUAGGCAGGUCAAAGGUACUGCACCAAACAUGAGCUGUGUGAAAUCCUUCACCCGGGAGGUGGCAGAGAAAUCCUAUGAUCAUGACAUGGAGUUUCAUGGUUUUGAGAAACACCUAGUUGAUGCCAAGUUUUACAAAGGAGAAUAUGAUUUCAAGUUGGGGAACUUGCUGGCUUAUUAUGGGAUCCAGUCCGAGGCAGAGAUUUUUGGCGGUGGCAUACUAAAAAUGUCAAAAUCAUUCAACAUGAGGAAAGAUGCGGAAGCAAUCAGUUUGGAAUUUAGGUCUUUAAGGAACGAAGCAAGAACUUGGUUUGAUGAGAACAGUGGUACAAUUUCAGUAAAUGAAGCAGUUGAUGAUAUUUAUGCCAAGGCUUCGGCUUGGUAUUACGUUACUUAUCAUCCCAGUUACUGGGGAUGUUAUAACGAUGGAAUGAAAAGGGCUUAUUACCUUAGUUUCCCUUGGUGUGUCUAUGACAAACUGAUCCACAUUAAGCGGAAGAACACUGUACGUAAUCAAGUAUUUCAGUUGAUCAGCUCAUAA
Molecule: messenger RNA, 3414 nt
Organism: Papaver somniferum (opium poppy)
Lineage: Eukaryota; Viridiplantae; Streptophyta; Magnoliopsida; Ranunculales; Papaveraceae
Product: probable RNA-dependent RNA polymerase 1
Exons: 5
Coding region: 1-3414 (1137 amino acids)
Biological process (GO): siRNA processing
Cellular component (GO): nuclear RNA-directed RNA polymerase complex
Molecular function (GO): RNA-directed RNA polymerase activity
Source: RefSeq, a predicted model, not a curated record